Messenger RNA from Amborella trichopoda, 800 nucleotides. RefSeq names its product DUF538 family protein (Protein of unknown function, DUF538). NCBI's taxonomy places the organism in Eukaryota, Viridiplantae, Streptophyta, Magnoliopsida, Amborellales, Amborellaceae. The record is from RefSeq and is a predicted model, not a curated record.
CCUGGCAUUUAAAAAACCAACUUCUCCCUCACCCCACAAUUCCCAAUCAACCAAAGGCAUCAAGCACCUAAUCUCCCUUUAAAAUUAACUGUCACAGCACCAUGGCCAUGGAAAUUGUGAGAAACGAAAGAGCCGGAGCCGAGGUGGUCUACGGGGCCGAAGCUUGUUAUCAGCACUCUGUAGACUUGCUUCAAGAGCUAGGGUUUCCAAAAGGCGUGUUGCCGUUGAAGGAUCUAGAGGAGUGCGGCCGAGUUCGAGAAACCGGGUUCAUAUGGAUGAAGCUAAAGGUGCCUUAUGAGCACUUGUUCAAGGAGAUAGGGAGCAGGGUGAGCUAUGGGACUGAGUUUACAGCCUAUGUGGAGAGAUUGAAGAUGAAGAAGAUGACAGGGGUGAAGAGCAAGCAGCUCAUGGUUUGGGUUCCUAUCACUGAGAUGAGCAUGGAUGAGCCUGAAAGCAGCAAGAUACACUUCAAGAGUUCGUUCGGGAUGGGGAGGUCAUUUCCUGUUUCGGCUUUUCAGAAUGGGGAAUAGGAUCUUGAAUAACCCUUUACUUUCACAUUAUUAUGAAAUCACCGUCCAAAGUUUAUUACCUUUUACUUUCACAUUAUUACGCAGUCACAUUCUAAAGUUUAUCAUGAUAAAUAAAUUGUGGGGAGUUUACUCUCUCUCUCUCUCUCUCAGAGAGAGAUACAUAGAUACCACGCGAGUAUGUUUUGCUAAUAUCUUAAACUUGAUUUAAGAGUAAGGCCUUGUUUGGACAUCCCUUUUUUAGCUGCAUGAAUAAAUUUGCCUUUAUGUUAA